AUUCGUCAUUUCCUUAGAUGUCUCCAUCAGUCUACCAACCUUGUGAUUUUACACCUCUCAGCUUUUGGAAAUUUCCCCUUUAUUAUGCAGUUAAGCAUAUAUUUGUAGCUAGAAUUUUAUUAAUCUAUAGUGAAUGUAAAAAUUCUGAUCUCAUAGUGUUUGUAUUAGAAGGACAAAUUUUGUUCUGAGAACCACUCUUGUUAUUUUUUUGAUGAUUUGAAACAUUUUUCUUUAAGAUGUGGUUUUAUUAAAUGUGAUAAAUUCUUAGCAAAUCAUUCUCCUCCCCUCAGUUUCUUAAGAUAUUAAGUGGGAGUCUCUGGCUGGAAUAACUAGUUCUCUUUUUACUUAUACAGAUAUUUGAGGCGGUUAAUUUUCAAAUGCCAUACGUGAAUAUGCUAAAUUGUAAGCCCUAAUGUACAACUCAGAGUGUUUACUGCGAUGGAGAGACGAUGGAGAUUUUUAGCUAGGUCUAAGAGCAUGGUCAUGGGAGAGCUCUCCCGCGGCUCCAGCAGGCCAUCGUCCCCCAGUCUCCAAGACAGGGCAUUGAAAGCAGGCUGGCUUAAGAAACAGCGCAACAUCAUGAAGAACUGGCAGCUGCGCUGGUUCGUGCUUCGAACUGACCACCUCUAUUUCUACAAAGAUGAGGAGGAAACUAAACCACAGGGAUGUAUCCCAUUGCAGGGUAGUCAAGUCAACGAGCUGACAGCCAAUCCUGAUGAACCUGGGCGGCAUCUUUUUGAAAUAGUUCCAGGCUGUACAGGAGAGAAGGACAGAUCGGCUCUCAGCCAUGAGGCUUUCCUGCUCAUGGCAAACUCCCAGAAUGACAUGGAGGAUUGGGUCAAAGCCAUUAGACGUGUCAUCUGGGCUCCCUUUGGAGGAGGUAUCUUUGGCCAGCACCUGGAGGACACAGUACAGUCUGAGAGAAAGUUUGGCCCCCGACUGGCCCCUCUGCUGGUGGAGCAGUGUGUGGAUUUCAUACGGGAGCAGGGUCUGAAAGAGGAAGGUCUCUUUAGGAUGCCAGGACAGGCCAACCUGGUCAAAGAACUCCAGGAUGCUUUUGACUGUGGGGAUAAGCCUCUGUUUGACAGUAACACUGACGUUCACACAGUGGCGUCCCUCCUGAAGCUCUACCUCAGGGAGCUGCCCGAGCCUGUGAUCCCCUUUAACAAAUAUGAGGACUUUCUAACCUGUGCACAGCUUCUGCUAAAAGAUGAAGAAGUGGGUCUCAGUGAGCUUGUGAACCAGGUGAACACUCUUCCUCAGGCUAAUUAUAACUUGUUAAAGUACAUUUGCAAAUUCUUAGAUGAGGUGCAAUCACAUUCGAAUGAGAACAAGAUGAGUGUUCAGAACCUUGCAACAGUUUUUGGACCAAAUAUCCUUCGGCCUAAAGUAGAGGACCCUGUUUCAAUGAUGGAAGGAACCUCCCAGGUUCAGCACCUGAUGACAGUGUUGAUCAGUGAACAUGAGCGUCUGUAUGCCGGGAUUGAGGGAGAUGCAUUUUCUGAGCAAACCAGAAGUUGUCUUCAGGGUCAGCGUGGCAUGGCAGAGUGGAUCUCCAGUGAGGAAAUGCUGAACUGCUCAUCGCUGAGCCAGACGUCCAAAGUGGCAGAGAGUGUGUGUGGCAGUGCCACGUCUUUAGAUAUGAAUACAGGUGCCCCUACCACUGCCAAAAUGACACCUCAGGGAAAAGUUGGGGUGACAGUCAGCCCGAGCAAACAGGCUAAAUCCCUCCCCUCUUGGAAAUACUCCUUCAAGAGCGGAGGGGUACGCUCUCAACCUGCAAAAAUAGGGGGCUCGUCUCUGGAUGUGUCCACCUUGCCCAGUACAGGCAACUGGUUAAUGAACGGGCUUUCCUCUCUGCGCAGCCACCGGCGUACAUCAUCAGGAGAGCGCAUGGGCAAGGAUUCAGUCCUGUCACACCGUCUAUCUACUUACGACAACGUGACCUUAUCGAGUCUCAGCGUACCCAGCGUUGCAAGCACGCCCUGGUCCACGUCCUCCUGUGAGAUCUUAGUUGACGACUCUGUGGAUAGUGACCCCUCUGGAAAGGUGGAUUGGUCAGUAGGAGGGUCUGUCCAAGGGCAAAGUGGGGACAGGAAUUCGGAGGUCACUAAGAGCAGUGAAGCACUGGAAAUGUGUGUGAGCAGUGCAGGCUGCAGUGAGAAUGGAAGUGGAGAAGAUGCGGUGAACGUCACAGGAGAUACCGACAUUAGCAAGACAACACUUAACAGCCUGGUAACAGAGCUGAAAGAUGAGUUAAAGAAACAGAAGGUCAACUACGAAUCACAAAUACGAAGGCUAGAGGAAUCAUGUGUCACUAUGCGUAACCAAAUGGAGAGACUAGAGGAGGAGUUGGACCAGGAGAAGAAAAAGUAUCGCAUGUUGGAAAUUAAACUCUGCAACUCUGAGCGGGCCCGUGAGGACGCAGAGACCCGCAACCGCUUGCUUCAGAACGAGAUGGAGGAGUUCUUCUCCACUUUGGGAGAUCUUACGUUGGGAACAAGGACAAGCGAUAUUUGACUGGCCCUCUUACAGGCCUCCUGAUUUAACAAUGAGAGACUAUGUGUGUGUUGUAGAUAGAAUUUCGAAAAACCUCUCUGCUCAUGCAUCAUGAGUAUUCAGAGGUGAUUUUGUUACAGCGACUUGAUCAUGUGUAGCAGUUAUACUUUUCUCUCUGAUCUUCAGUCUUACAUUUCAAAGGGAUAGUUCACACAAAAAUACGAAUUCAGUGGUUAUUUACUCACCCUCAUAUCGUUCCAAACCAAUAUGCUGUUUUUCUGCAGAGAACAAAAGGAUAGUUUUUGAAAAAUCUUAAUAAGUAGUGCACAUUUUGUGUGAAGAACAUACCAAAAUGUAAAUCUUGUUCUUAAUGUCAAACUUGCCACUUUUUCUUUGUAAAUAAUAAUAAUAUUUAAAUUUUCAGGUGAACUAUUCCUUUGAGUUGCCAUUCAGUUUCCAUUAGCAUUCAUCACUUGCAUAACCUAACCUGCACAGAUAAUACCAAAGCAUGACAUUUCUGACCAGACUGUCUCACAAAGGCAGAUCAUUUUAAUGGCAUUUCCUGUUAAUGCAUGGUGUGAAAGAUGUCCUGCUGAACUGUCUCUUGAGGUUUUGGUAAAAUGAUCACACAAUCCUUUUUCAGUCAAAGUCUACAUAAUUUAAAUACAAGCUGCAUCUCGUCACACUGUGCCUCACACUUCCAGACUUGCCAUCAGACCUCACAGACACAAAUUCUUUUCAGCAAAUCCCUUUAUUGUAAGUAAAUUGCACUAGAAUAAAAUACCUUUUUUUUUUUUUUGGAUUAGGUGAGGUAACACCAUCCAAACUGUACAACUGUCUUAAUGUACAACUUGUCAUACACACUGUACAACUGUCCAAUUGUACAACUGUUAAAAUCUCAACUAUAUUGUAAUAUUAUUUCAGCUGCAAGAUUGCCAAGGCUAGUAUUUAUUUAAGCUUCCUCAGGUGGUGUUUUUCAAAACACUCAAUAAGUGAGUGUCUUUAUAUAAAAUAGAUGAUGGAACUAAGGCUGACAUAUACUUGAAUGUGUUAAAGUAUUUUUUUUUUUAAGUAUGCACAUGCUGUAUGUUUGUGUGGUCAUUUUUUCUGUUAAUUGAUUCCUGAAUGCAGAAAGUGCCAAAGCAGAGGUCUUCAAAAAAUGGGUGUUUGAUUUCAAAUGAAGACUGACUAGUCUUCAUAAUAAAUUGUUGUAAUGCAUCAAGGAAAGUCUGAAGGUAGAUAAUGAGUGAUAUAAAUACUGAAUCAUAUACUUACUGAUAACAGUGUCAAACAUUUUGAAAAUUAAAAAAAAAAAAAAUUCACCCAAAAAUCCAAAUGCUGUCAUUAAUUACACUUGUAUUUGAUCAUCAUCAAAACAUUUUUUUUUUUUUUUAAGGAAACCUGAGAUAUUUCUGUACUUCCAUUAAAAAAGUCCAUUCUACCAAAACUUCAAAGCUUCGAGAAGUAUACAUUUGAGCAAUUGACAAUUUUCAUUUUUGGGUGAACUAACCCUUCAAAGUCUUUGGUAAUAUAUGUAGAAAUCAGCAACCAUUUCCAAAGGUGUUCAUGGCCAAGAAAGAGAAACUAAAAAUAACUUCUUUGAGAAGGAACAAUGAUGGGUUAAAAAAACACACACACAAACAAGCAAACUCAUUUUCCAAUUGUUUAUUUUCAUUUUUCCAGUUGCUAUAAUGGUAACACAAUUGAAUUUCAGUGCAUUCUAAUGAGAUGGUAAUCUGCUAACCCUAAUAUAAAACAACUGCAUCAGCUUGUGCAGUCUAAUAAACCCAGCACCAUGAUCUUAUAGUUCUUGUACAGUGUUCUGGACUUAAAAUCAAAUGCUAAGCAGGACAUGCAAGAUACCGCCCAUCGUUGAGAUUGGGGAUGAGAAACUUUUCCACUUCUUUUUUAAUAUUCUCAUUUCUUUUUCUCGAAACAGCAAAACAUGGACAGAAACCUUCCAAACAUUUUCAUAUAGAUGUCGAGUCUGAAAUAACAUGGUUCAUUGUUCAGCUUUGAGUUACUGCACAUAAGCUGAAGAAAACAAAAAAACAGUCUAGAUUAGAAUAAACAAAGAUACUCGCUGAAUUGUAUACACAUACAUACAGUACUUUCUCAUAGAUUCAAACUAUACAGACAGUUGAACACUCCUAUUUUUUCCGAAUAAAUAAAUAAAAUGAAAUAAAGGUUACAAUAAUACUAUUAAAAUGUGAGCAGUAUGGUAUCAGUGUGAGGUAGUUCAGACUCGACCUUCAAACGGCUUUGUGUUUCAUGUCCAGAACAUAUCACAUGUUGAGAAGCUUUUGCUCUUUGCAGGUACAGCAGACUCAGGCUUCCCAGGCAAGUAUGUAGGGUUUAAUAUCAUUGCCACUGUUAAGAGCACUUAAAACAAAACAGCAAUAAUAUAAAGUAAUAGCAAAAUAUUGAGUUUUUUACCCUGUGCACAGGUAAAUAUAUCCAAUGGGCUGAACCCCAUGUCAACAACAUUCAGAUUCCCUCUUUAAACUCCUCAACUUUAGGCCGAUUUGCCAUUCUCUAUCACCUUCACAUUCAGAAGCAAAUGUAAAAGAAACCCACUUCCCUGAUUAUUUCUUAAACGUUUUAUCAAAUAAUGUGCGGCGCUCCACAGUAUUUAAUGACACAAGUUACAAAGCACCCAUUCAUUUACAGGACAUCACAUGCCAAUAAAGACCUUCCAAAAUGAUGAAAAAAAAAAAAA
Messenger RNA from Cyprinus carpio (common carp), 5218 nucleotides. Its product is annotated as rho GTPase-activating protein 22-like. NCBI's taxonomy places the organism in Eukaryota, Metazoa, Chordata, Actinopteri, Cypriniformes, Cyprinidae. Gene Ontology annotation, cellular component: focal adhesion. The record is from RefSeq and is a predicted model, not a curated record. Gene Ontology annotation, biological process: signal transduction; activation of GTPase activity. Gene Ontology annotation, molecular function: GTPase activator activity.